CAUUAUUCGUAAUUGGAAAAAGGAAAAGGAAAUAAAAAGACAAACAACUUUUCUUCCUUCGUAUAUGUCCUACUUUUUAUAUAUUUGGUUUUCCAUCUUCUUACACAUAUCCACACACAAAUACUUACAGUAACCUCAGCUAAUAACAAUGGAAAAUCAUCAUCGACUCCCACUCAUCCUCUUCUACCUCCUUCUUCUGUUAAUCUUCAUCACCCCACGGCGCACGUUAGCUUCGGACCCUUCAUGUCGAAACAUGUGCGGGUCUACACAAGUCAAGUACCCGUUCGGAACCGGCUACGGCUGUGGCUCGCCGCGUUUCCAACCAUACGUGACGUGCGCACCUACCGACGACAACCGAGACCACGACCACCUCGUCCUGACCACCCACACCGGAUCCUACCCCAUCACCUCCAUAUCCUACACCACCUCGACCUUAACCAUCACCCCACCAUCCAUGUCCACCUGCUUCAACAUGCAACCCUCUCAGUCCAACUUCGGUCUGGACUGGCCCAGCCCAUUCCAGCUCGGCCCAUCAACUUUCAUCCUCCUCUCUUGUCAACCCCCGACCUCUUCCCUCACCGUCAAAGAUUCCUCAACCGUCUGCGACCCCAACUCCCACCUCUGCGCCUCGAUAUACACGUGUCCCUCCGUGGUUGCUCUAGGCCUCCCGCUUUUCCCGCCGACAAACACGUGCUGCGUGUACGCGCCGGCGAAUUUGGACGGCAAGGAUGAGCUAAACCUCCGCAAAAUGAAGUGUUCAGCGUUCGCCUCUGUCGUUUCGCUUGGGGAUUACGCCACCGACCCUGCCAGGUGGCAAUACGGCGUCACUUUGGGGUAUAAUAACGGCGUUUUGGAGAGUAACGUUGUGGAAACCAAGUGCAAGAGCUGUGAAAUAAGUGAUGGGGUUUGUGGGUAUUCUACUACUAAUAGUGAUCAUGAUCAUGAUAAUUCGUUUCUUUGUGUAUGUAAAAAUGGACUCAAUACGACGACGGAUUGCAAUAAUGGCGCUGUUCCUUAUUAUGCUCAGGAUGCAUUUUGGGGUUCAUCAGUUUCUUCUUUACCCACCUGGAAAUUUUGGUAUGGUAUUUUGGCUGGCAUGACUAUCUGCAUGGCAGUUUAAAAGAUUAGAUGGAGUCUGGAGAUGGGCUUCCUUUAAAUUUGCUUGUUUUCACUCUGUUUCAGCUUUUGUACAAAAGUAGUUGUUUUGGAAAUGAAAUGUGUGUAGUUAUUGAUUGAUCAAAUUGAAAAAGUAGAAAAUAAAGUAACGCACAAAGCAUCUUCUGCUGUUCAAAUGGAUUUUAACGUAUAUAUAUCCACUUGUAGGCUUCUUUUAAAGCCACAUUCUUGUAGACGAUGUCAUGAAAAGAGAGUUUGAAUUGGUAAUUACAAUGUUAUUGUUUUAGUCA
Messenger RNA from Cannabis sativa, 1406 nucleotides. RefSeq names its product wall-associated receptor kinase-like 15. NCBI's taxonomy places the organism in Eukaryota, Viridiplantae, Streptophyta, Magnoliopsida, Rosales, Cannabaceae. The record is from RefSeq and is a predicted model, not a curated record. The coding region runs from base 149 to 1120 and encodes 323 amino acids. The transcript has 2 exons. Gene Ontology annotation, molecular function: polysaccharide binding.